UCGAAUGGUGAUACGGCGAUAUUUGUUGGUAACGCAUUCUCGUGGUAUUCCAUUGAAAUUCCUUUUGUUGGUUCAUCGUGUCAAAGUCAUUUACAGUAUACUCUCUCGCAGUUUGCAUUGUGGCGUGUAUUGAGAUGAGCAAUAACACGGCCAGGAAAAAUUUCUUUUGUUGUAAAUUGCAUGAAUAUUGAUUUUAAACGUCAAAAACGUCCGAAUCGGUAAUCGGGAUACGGGAAUCGAGGAAAAAUCAAGAGAAAAAAUGUUGCAAUAAAUGAAAAUUAUCGCCAAUUUGUUCGUGUUGAGGGUCAUUCACUCAAUCCAUCCGUAGUCCACACGAAGGAGAAAAAUUCCAUUCAAUAAGUCAAAUCCGUAAAUUCCUCAACCAAAAAGGUGAAUCAACGCGAAAAGUGUGAAAAAAAGAGUAUUAUAUCCAAAUGUAUUUGAGAAUGCCCGUGUGAAGUUGAGAAACUGUGUGUUUGGUGAAGUGAAGUUGGUCCGUGUAGGUGUAUGCGUAUACACGCUCUCUUGAAUAAACCAUUCUGUGUGUUGAUUACACAUGCUUACUAAUACCAUAAAAAGUUAAACAAGAGAAGCAAAAAAAAAUAAUAAUAAUAAUAAUUCAUUACUCUCUGUGAAUCAGUUCAAAUAGUUCGGUCAUCCUUAUUCAUCAAAAAGUAAUAGAAAUAAUUAUCAUUGUAAUAUCAACCACAACAACAACAACAAAGAGCAAAGAGGCAAAUCUGUGUGUUUAAUUAAACGAAGAAAAAUCAAGUUUUUAAAUUAAUUGUACGCACACAGCGAUACACAUGCCAAGACAAUUGACAAUAUUACAAUCGGACUAGAUUUGAAAAGAUUCAAUCUAAAGGUGAAAAUUUCGAAAGUGUUUGAAUCGUCGAAAACAAAACAAAAACCGAAAAAUAAUUGCAUUGACCAAAGUAAGUGAGAAUAAAUUGGCUGGAAAGGAAAUACGACACAGAAAUGGCUUCCGCGGAGGGAACCGAUUCAAUAGAAUCGGAAUCAGUUUUUUCGAGCAAAAACCGGGACAUUCAUUCGAGUACAUUGAAAUCGACGAGCGGUACCGAUGAUGAUAAAGACAAAACGGAAAGCGGAGAUGCGGCUACAACUCUAGAGUUAAAUGGUGAUCAAAAUGCGGCAGCUGGACGCGUUGCAAACAAUGUUGGCCGCUACAAAUACGAUCGCGAGCGGAAAUUGGGCCAUCGGAGAGUUGGUGACGGUGGCGAGAUUACAUACAAGAAAAUUCAGUCGACACAUAUUAUGGGAUCCAUUCAGCUAGGAAUUCAACAUACUGUUGGUAGUUUAGCAUCAAAACCAAAACGUGACCUGUUAAUGAUCGAUUUUUACGAGUUGGAAACCAUAUCAUUCCCACCAGAAGGUUCAUCGCUAACGCCUGCGCACCACUAUGCCGAGUUUAGAUUCAAGAUCUUUGCUCCCAUUGCAUUUAGAUACUUUCGUGGAUUGUUCGGCAUCCAACCGGACGAUUUUAUGAUGUCAAUGUGUUCAGCAUCGUUGCGAGAACUGUCGAACCCUGGUGCAUCUGGUUCAAUAUUUUACUUAACCGAUGACGAUGAGUUCAUCAUUAAAACCGUACAACACAAAGAGGGUGAAUUCUUACAAAAACUAUUGCCCGGCUACUACAUGAAUCUAAAUCAAAAUCCACGUACACUUCUACCAAAAUUCUUCGGCUUAUAUUGUUUUCAGUGCAAUAGCAAAAAUGUCCGUUUAGUUGUAAUGAACAAUUUGUUGCCAUCAUACGUAAAACUACACCUGAAAUACGAUCUGAAGGGUUCCACAUACAAUCGAAAGGCUAAUAAACAAGAACGGAGCAAAUCAUCGCCCACAUACAAAGAUUUAGAUUUCAUGGAACAACAUCCGAACGGUAUAUUCCUCGAAUCGGAUACGUACAAUGCACUGGUGAAGACGAUACAACGUGAUUGUCGUGUACUGGAAUCAUUCAAAAUUAUGGACUACUCAUUGCUGGUUGGUGUACAUAAUUUAGAUUUAGCAAUUAAAGAAAAACAGGAAGAAAAGAAUCGACCACCGCCCGUGGUGGCCGACGUAAGAGCCAUGUCACAAGAGGAUGAAUCCGAUUUGGAGGAUGCGCCGGAAGCCGAUCAAUUCAUUGCACACGAACGUAUUCAGGAGAGCCGGGAAAGACAUGGUGCCGCAGCUGCGGCUGCAAUAGCAUUAAAUCGAAGCAAAUCGAUCAAUCGCCAGCGACUGGUCGCACAUUCAACUGCAAUGGAAAGCAUACAGGCCGACAGUGAACCGAUCGAUGUUCAAGAUGAUGUACCACCUGGCGGAAUUCCAGCGCGCAGUGAGAAAGGCGAACGAUUGCUACUAUUCAUCGGUAUAAUUGAUAUAUUGCAAUCCUACCGUUUGAAGAAAAAACUAGAGCAUACAUUCAAAAGUAUUAUUCAUGAUGGGAAAACGGUAUCCGUGUGUCGACCAUCAUUCUACGCUCAGCGAUUUCAGGAUUUCAUGGCCAACACAGUUUUUAAGAAAAUUCCAUCGCCUCUCAAACAUUCGCCAUCCAAAAGAAAAAGUCUUUCGAAAGCCGCCCAGCGUUCCACAGAAAAUGAAUCAGAAACCCAUCCUGUGGCUGGAACAUCUCACCAUCACCAUCAUCAUCAUGCAACCAGUUCCAUUUCGAAACCGGGUACAGCACCUUCAUGUUGUUCCACUCCACCACCCGCUUUUGAUGACAUUUCUGAAGGUAGCAGUAGCCAUCAUCGGCACAGUGACGAUCGUGGAAAUGAUCGUCGAUUUCAAAUGAGCGGCUCCACCACACGAAGCACAACCUAUCGCGAAGACACCGUUAGCAUAUCAGAGAUUAGAUUAGAUCCACACUUGGCCGUUGGCGACAGUGGUAGUCAGUAUGGAUCGCGUGGAGCUCUGGCAUGGACACCGCCCACAUCAAAUGAAGGAUCAACACCGACGUGGACGGAGGGUACGCCAAGUUUUACGGAAUCUAGCUCAAGCGGUGAUAUGGCAUUUUCAGGUAAUUCAUCACCAUUAAACACAUACACAUCUGCGUCGGAUCGUCACAAACCAUCUGUUGAAGAAUCACUGAAUGCACUAACAUCGGAAAUGAAGAUUUCGACUAUUGCUACUGCCACCAAUAGUAAAACCACACAACAAACCAAUUUAUGUCAACCUCCUCCUCCUUCUUCUUCUGCUUCAACAAUCAGUUCAUUUUUUAAAUUUCCGUCCAAUAUUUUCGAAUGGUUUACAGCCACCCCAUCAGCCCAAAGCGUGAACGAAAAGCCUUAAAUCAAAACAAUAACAAAUAAAAAAAACUCAUUCAAGAAAUCGACUUCUAUCAACCGAAUCCCCAUAUGUUUAUGUCAACAUACACACACACACACACACACAGAAAACCAAUCAAAGGUGUUUUCCGCCCAGAUUACUCAAGUGCAUUCUGGAAAUGGAUUGGAAUGGAAUUGAGAAAUCGAAUACUAACCAAAUUAAAAGAGCAAACGAACAAUUCUGAAUUAUCAAAUGGAAAUUAGGAAUAUUUAACGAACAAUUUGUUUAAUAUGUUUUCUUUCGUUAAAUCUUUUCCGUCUAAUUGUUAUUUUUUUCGUCAUCUCGGAUAUUGAUAAUUUUUGUAAUUUAUUUCGUGUCGCAUGCAAUUUAUUUAAAAUAUAUGGUGAACUUUCCCGUUGAAAGUAGUGUUUUUAGAGCAAAGAACCAAAAACAAAACAUUCAUUAAUUCUAUUUUUUGCUUGAUCUAUUCGGUAUUUAAUUCAUACUAUUGCUGCGGUUAAUGAAACAAAAAUUUGUUCUCUUUUUUCUGAUUUCAUGCUGCAUAUCAUUCAAAUCCUCCCCAUAAAAUCGAACGCUUUCACAACAUGGAACACAAUUUUUUUUCUUUCAAAAACCAAAACCAAAAUUGAAUAAAUUUGGAUUUUAAAAAAAUAAAUGAAAAUUUAUAGCAAAAUCUACGAUGUCAAGUCGAUUAUGAUUACGAUUAAAAAUUGACAGGGAGAAAAGCAAAAAAAAAAGAACAACAAAAAGAAUAGAAGAUGAACAACAACAAAUCUGAUCAAAUCAAAGUCCAUAUUGGGAGAAAUAAGUAAAACCAAAUCGAUUGAUUCCGCUUGCCGUGCGACAAUGCAAAAAAUGUUACAUGAAAAUCACUGAACAAUGUCCACCGUUUUUAUGGGCCUUUGUGUAUUACUUAGACGAUAAACAAGAAGAAAAAAAAAUUAACAAAAAAAAAUUAACAAAAAAAAACUUUCGAAAUGCUAUAUUUCUGAGUGUUCCGUAAAAAGUUCAAUUUCAAAAAACCCAUGUCACAAGCAUAUAUAUAUAAAUUAAUAUGAUAUAUCUAGCGUUUUUUUAAAUGUCUCCGACUGGAUCAUCAAAGUUAUAUAUAUAUAUAUAUAAAAAUAUAAGAAAUUGACAUUUAUAAAAAAGCGCUAGCACUUUUUGCAAAGAACAUAUUGCUCUAAAGCUCAGCAUCGAAUAGCAGUCGUUGUGGUCGUUUUGUAAAUGUGCAGCACACAACAGCCAAAGUGGAAAACAUUGGAUGAGCUAGUUAUGUCAAUCAAAAUAGAAAAACGUGGCUCGUCUUUUUCUCGCGUGUACUUCUUAAAAAUAUGUACCUAAUUUUCGACUUAGUUUAAACACACACACACACACGAAAUCUAUCGAUUUUAUUAUUGUAGAAAUGCAAGCCAGGACAAGUGUAGUCUCUUCCUCUCUCUCUCUCUCUCUUUUGUUCUCUUCAUAGUGACAUCGCCAUAGUCGACGUAAAACGGCCUUCUCCAAUCAAAACAGAAACAAAAUUGACGAUUGAGAGCGAGAGACAGAGAGACUUUCAAUUGUAAAUGGUAUCGGCUAAUAAUGUGCUAUAAUUUACAAAACGAAUACAACGAACGUUGUUCAAUAGGGACUUUGAUUUUUCGUAGGAUUUAAUUUAAAUAAAUUAAAUGAUAUUACAAAUGAUAACAUUCACAAAUCUAAACAUGAAUUUUUUGCUUAAUGCCUUGUGUUGAUGAAGAAUAUUUCUAUCGAUGUGAAAACACGAUUCAGUUUGUGAACAGCUAUAACUUGUUGAACCAAUUAGAAAAUAAAACAAAUGAAUGUUCUCAUUUUGGCAAAUUGGCAUUUGGCUAAUGCAACUGUUCAAAUAUUCGGUGCUUUCGAGCAUGUCAUUUAUUGUCGUUGAAGCGCGAAAACAAAUCAAAAUUUUCACACAUACAACUCAACAACAGAAAAAAAACAAACGAUUCUUGCUUUGACUGCGCAGCUCAUCUAAGCUUUUCUUUUUAUUAAUUUGGCCUGCAAUUUAGUUCAGUUCUUUUGCGUUUUUCUUUCUCUUUAUCUCUCUCUAUCUCUCCACUACUCAUAUACGCUAUGAAUGAUAAAUAAUCAUUUUGUGAUACAUCUGAUUUAAGUAUUAUAUGCAAAAGAAAUUCACCAGUCAUGCAAUACCGAACAAACAAAAACUAAAAAAUGAUCUGAACGUUGAGAGAUCUGUUUAUUUCUUCCAAAAUUGACGAACGCCAUACUAUGCAGUCAUUCUAAUCAUAUGUUGUUAAAAUUACGCGUUUAUUCGUAUGUUUUAUUUUGUGAAAAUGAGCGAUGAAAAAUUUAUGAGGUGCUCAAUAGAAAACGUGAUUUUGCUGUUUCGUUUCCAUAAAUUAUCCGUUUAGCAACCGUAUUCCACAGCCAAAAAAAGUAAAUGGAAAUGAAAAGAUAUCAACAUACAUAAAAUUAUAGUGGAGAAGAGCGAAGAAUUGGGUUCAUGCCUUUUUUGCUUUUUGAUUUUUCUUCACAUGAAAUUAUUACCAUCGUAACAUAAUCAUGAAUGUGGAUUCAUCGACAAUAUUUAAAAAAUAAAUAUGGCAAAUCGCGCAACAGCACCUCGAUCGCAAAACAUGUAAAUAAUGUAAAUUUAUUAAAUGGAACAGAUUUCUGUUCGUGUUUUUUGUUCUUCAUUUUUUUUCCUUACAAAAUGCAAAUGUUCAAAACAUAUAAAAAGGACGGAAACAAGUUGGUAUAGCUAAAAAGAAAAAUUACUAAUACAAACAUAAGUUAUACAUAUACUAUUAUGCAUAAUAUUAAAUUUAAAUGAUCGCAUUUUGUUUUUUGUUUUUUCUUUGGAAUUUUGCAAUUGGCGCUAGAUAAAUGUUUAGCAUAAAAUUCAAUCUAUGUACUAUAAUGGCAAACUGUCAAUCUAGAUAAAAUAUAUACAUUUAGAUAACAAAGAAAAGUGUAUUAAUUUCGAUGGGAGACGGCCGCCGACCGGAAAUAUAUUCACGGAGCAAAUUGUGCUCUUGAUUUUUGAUUGAACUGUGCGUAUUCGAUUCGGUUUAAAGUGGAGAGUAUUCUUCAUUUAAUCAAACUAACCAAAAAAAAAGAACAAUCGUCAUACUGAAUCGAUCCGAUUUACAUAUAUUCAAAAUCGUUGUUCAAUUCUUGUGUUCAAAUCAAGUGCUCUAUUUUGUUGCAAUAUAAAAGAGAAAGAUGUACUUCGAUGCAGUUUAUUUUUUUGUUUUCAAAAAAAAAGCACCAAAUUAACAAUGAAGACCAGAAGUCAGGGCCCCAAAUUGCGUACAUACUGCUAUAAGUUUGGUUGAAUCAAACUUGGCCAUCUAUGCAAAAAUUCAAAGCAAUAUUUGCUUCUAGUUUGAGAGCAUUCUGUGCGUUUGAUGGCACAACUCUGUCAAAAGAAAUGAUUGCGUUGAAAAAGCACGAAAACUAAACAAAUCCAUACAAAAUACAAACCAAAAAAAAAAACAAAGAAUAACCGCAACAGCAACAAUUGUAUAUUAAAAUGUACAAAACAAAUAAAGUGAAUAUUUUGAAAGUAGAUUAAAGUUUAAAAAAGUGAAGAAGAAGAAGAAGAAGAAUUUCUCUUCAAACAAAUUCAAAUUGCAAAACACAUACUUGGCAAAGCAAAACGUAUGCAAAGAAAUAUGGAGAUAGAAGAAAUAAUCGUAAAGCGAUGAACUGUUAAAGUGAUAUAAGUCCAAAAUAUAUUUAAAUGAAAUAAAAGAAAAAGUUCUAAAUGGUAAGAGCAUAACCGCAACAUGUAACAUAAGAUUAAAAAUUGUUAAUUUGAACCUCGAAUUAGACGUUACAAUUUUAUUAUUUAAAAAAACUUCGCUCAUGUCUGCACACCUUUUGAUGCGAAUGCCGUUGAUGUCGUGGCUUUAAUUGCAAUUUUGGUGCCAAAUUUAUUGUUCAAAGAUCUCAUGUAAAUUGGUGCAUGCAUCCACAAUCAUAUGUCGCAGUGCAAUCACCACAUUAUAAAACGCAACGUUUUUAUCACAAAGUUUUUCUUGUGUCAAACUGAUCAAUUUCACAGUGCGACGCUUUAAACACACAACAUAUAUUUGCGGGGAGAAAUAAAACCUGAUUUUUUGCCCCACAGUCGAAUAUCAUAACACCCGCAUCAAAUCGAGCAUUGAUUUCUCGAUGAGCGUAGAACCUUAUUAUAUAAAACAAUCGCAAAAAAAACACCCACAUUUAAAUUCAAUCCUAAAAUAAACAUUGAUUUUCUUUCUAUUUCAAACUGUUGCAUUGAAUUCGAAAUGAUCAAAACUUUGUUCUACCUCACAACCAAUUACAAGUAAAUUCAGUCUUUUUCAGUUAAAAAUUGAACAAAUUCUUACAUUUCGGAAAUCACUUCGACAACAUGUAUUUCGGCUAAAAGUCAAAGCACCAAAAUAAAAAUCAUAGUCCUUCCUUCCCCGUCUACAUUGUUUAUGCUCGUUGUUGAUUUCACUCCUCUGAACAACUCGUUUCGACAAUAUUUUCCUUCAUCCACUACCUGUUCUGGACCGGCGAGUUUCGUUCGUUGUCGGAAAUGUUGAAUAAAAAAUAAAAACCAAAAAUAAAAACAUUUCGAUCAUUUGUCCGUUACUUUCGAAAGCAAACAAUUUUUUUUACCAUUAAAAUGUUGCGAAACUAUCGAAUCUUCUAAAAACAAAAACACACACACACAAUAUGAAUUCCGACAUAUCUCACAAUCAGUAACUCUAAAAUUACAAAAUAAUAUGGACAUAAGUUAAAGAUCUAAGAAAUAUUCGGGUAGAACAUAAAUAUGUUUGAUUAUUACAGACGAAAUUGUUGAUUUUUCGAUGUUAUUUGUUGAUAAAAAAAAUGGAAGAUUAAAAAAAAAUAUGGAGAAAAAAACAAAAUGAAUCAUUUUGAUCGAAGUAAUAAAAUGCCACAAUUCUAAUGAAAUUAAAAAACGAAAUAAAUCACGUAGAUAGACAUAACUUAAGUAACAAUAAAAGAAAAUUGAAAUGAAUUCAAAGAGAUUGAGUUUUUAGUGGGUCAGAAUAGAAGUUUUUGUUCAAUUUUAUUUUCCACCCAUUCCCCUGAAGGGGAAGAAUGGUGUGGAACAUGGAAACAAGACUAUCAUCCCUCAAUCAUUCUGUUUUGCUCAACGCCAAUUUUAAUUAACAUUUGUUAUUGUUUUUUUUUUAUCUUGCGAUUUUCACCAUCAUCCGCUGUUACGCCGUUUUCAUUUUCACUUUUGAUUUGCACACAUCAAAUCAUACUGAACUAUUGUGUCAAAUGUCUGACAGGUGAACAAAAUAAGAAAAAAAUAAAGCAGACAACAAAAUAUACAAAUAAUAAUCCAAUAUCGAUUUUGCAUUUUACUGAGUAAAUGAGCAAAGUAAAAAAGAAAACCACAUAAUAUUACAAACUGGACCGGUCUUAACUCCAAACAAAACCAUUCAAUCAAAUGAUUAUUGUGCAGGAGAUAUCAAUUACGGCUUCGAUUUGGCUGCAGCACACAAUUUUCGCUGGCUCUGAGAACGCGGCGCGCAUUGUGUUCAGCCAAUCAAAUGCCAGACGAUAAGUACUAAGCGUAAAAUAACCAAUCACCGACAAAAUAAAGGCAUAGAAGUUACAAAUAGAAACCCAUCAAAAAUGACAAAGAAAAAAUGAAAAACAGAAACAAUAUAAAACAUGAGAUAUACACAAACAUUUGAAGAAAAAAAAUACAACAUCAAACAGCAACCAAAAAACAAAAUAUAUUAACAGUAGUUAAAACAAUUAAUUGAAUGAAAUGAAGAGAAGAGAAAACAAAAACAAAAACAAAAACAA
This is a messenger RNA of Sitodiplosis mosellana (orange wheat blossom midge), 9093 nucleotides long. RefSeq names its product phosphatidylinositol 4-phosphate 5-kinase type-1 alpha-like. The transcript is spliced from 15 exons. Gene Ontology annotation, biological process: phosphatidylinositol metabolic process. Gene Ontology annotation, molecular function: phosphatidylinositol kinase activity. Lineage: Eukaryota; Metazoa; Arthropoda; Insecta; Diptera; Cecidomyiidae. The record is from RefSeq and is a predicted model, not a curated record. The coding region runs from base 979 to 3291 and encodes 770 amino acids.